CGCGGACUCAAGAACCAUGAUGGUCACCUUUCAACCGAUUGGUUGAUCUUUAAACGGCUGUAUCUGUUCUGUUACUUAUGCGCUUGACACUCCACUAGAGCUUUUGUGGACCUUCGUUUAACUGAAGAAGGUCUUUCGGAACUGCCAACCACGGGAAAUCCAGCGCUAUUCAACAUACCCGUACCUUUGUCACUACCGAUUACUACUACUAUUUUCACUGGGGGCUAUCUGAUAAUGUUGCAUAUCUUGGCAUUCAAGGAGUUCCUGGUCGAUUCUACUGAUACUUGAGAAAAGAAUUUUCGACAACGUCUUUUUGACUCACUCUUUAAGGUGCAACUCAAUCUAUUGUCUUUAUCUGUCCAUCUAUAGUAUAUCCAACAUGAACAGGGAGAUACCAGGGUUCUACUACGACCCAGAGAAAAAAAAGUACUUCAGGAUCGAGGCAAGCCACAAAGCGCCAGCAGGAUCUCAGUAUUCCAAAGAUGCUGUUAAGCGCAAACGCAAGGAUCAGGAGAAGCGCCAACGGAAAGUCCACCUCACUCGGAGGAUAGCAAAGGAAAAGAUCAAGAGAGCAACAUUCCUAACCAACCCUCUCAUUGGGGCAGAGCGGGAGAUCGGAACCCAGCUUGUGACCAAAAGUGCCCGGCAAGAUCAACGGGGUUUGUUAUAUGCUGGCCAACUUCGCCGAAACCAGUUGCACCAAUUUGAGCCGUGGCCGGAUGAAUACUCUAUUAAACAUGUAUUGCGCAAUCAACGGUCCGGGAUUCUGGUCGCUAGCGGCCAUCGCGGUGGUGAAUCUUCUGUUUCAAUAUGCUUCCCAGACUGCGAUCAGGAAAAAUGGACUUACAACCGGACAAUGGAACGGGUACUCUUUAAAGAACCUUAUAGGCUGUCUUCCAUCUCGUUAAGCCAUACUGGAUACUUACUAGCGACAAUGGAUAGCGGUCCGAACGGCGACUCAUUUCUCGCACCACGAAUGCUUCCCGAUCCUGACGAGGGUGGGGAUUACCGCUGGCCUCCAAGCUUUUCCCACCCAGUUCGCCUCCGCAUGGCAUCAUCGCUCUGGUGCUCCGCGCCCUGCCCCGUAGGUACCAUGCCCUUUUUCGCGAUCGGCACCUCAGACGGGCUUCAUACAUUGGAAGGCUUCGGAAGCUACUGGGCCUUAUCAAAGAAAUCAUUUGCGAACGAUGUAUACACGGGAAAACCGAUCCUUCACCGACGGAUAGAUUCGUCCCAUGCCCUGGUUAGUAGCGUGGAAUGGCUCUCCGCCCAAGUCAUCGCCGCGGGACUCAAAGACUCGGCGAUAUUCCUUCACGACCUUCGCAGUGCCGGAACGGCAACGAGACUCCAGCAUUCGCAUGCCGUCACUAAAAUCAAAAGCGUUGAUCCAUAUCGCAUGGUUGUGGCCGGAAUAAACUCACUGAAAAUGUACGACAUCCGCUACCCAGCAAAUGGCCUUCAACGCAACCCCAAUCCCAAUAGCAAACACCACACCUCGACCAAGCCAUACCUCAGUUUCUCAGAUUAUUCACCCGAGAUUAUACCCGAUUUUGAUAUUAGCCCUGAACUGGGUCUCCUAGCGAGUGCAUCCGAUGAGCGCAAGAUUCAGCUGUUUUCACUUCGAACCGGUGAGCAGGUUUCUUCACCUCUAUCGAAAUAUCAGUACGAUCAUUCCAUCUCUUCAGUUUGCUUUGAGUCUGGGAAUGGAUCUUUGCAUGGGCCACAAACUCCAAGCAUAUUGGUGUGUGCGAAAGAUACGGUGGACGAAUGGAUUUGGUGAAGCGAUACAUGAUAUAUUUCAUGAAUGCCAGCCAUGAUUGCAACCUAAUGAACGAUGUUACAUAUCUGAAUUACAUAAUUUAUUAC
Molecule: messenger RNA, 1866 nt
Organism: Aspergillus pseudotamarii
Lineage: Eukaryota; Fungi; Ascomycota; Eurotiomycetes; Eurotiales; Aspergillaceae
Exons: 10
Coding region: 380-1780 (466 amino acids)
Cellular component (GO): Cul4-RING E3 ubiquitin ligase complex
Molecular function (GO): protein binding
Source: RefSeq, a predicted model, not a curated record